AAUUAACACCUUCCGCUGUUCGAGUUUGGGUGUUUGUUUGCGUGUGCUUUUCGAUUUCAAUUGGUACAUUCGAUCGCCUCUGCGCAUCUGCCAGUCUUCAUGUACACGCGGGCUCUCUGAUCCAUCACCAAACAUUCACAUUGGGCACACACUCCCUCAAUUUCCCAAAUCUCUCGCAAUUUCGAACCGAAACGGGGACCAACUGGGGUUUUCUGCGGCCUGAUAAAAUUUCUUGGGGUUUUCGAUGUCCUAUGACGAUUUUAAGGAUCGGGGAGAGGUGGUGCCGGAGCUGAUUUUGAGAGUUGGUGGCGAAGACGACAAAGGGGACUAUGCUAAGUUGGUGGAUGGUGAUCGGGGCGGUUGCGGGACGGCGGAGGGUUUUGAGGCGGUGGCGGAGCCGGCGUCUCCGAGAAAGUUAGCGUCUUUUUGGUAUUGGGUUAGGUUGGUAUUGUUGGUUAUGUGCUUGGGGUUGUUGGCUGGGAUUUUUGCAAAAUGGGUCGGACCUUAUUUCAUGGAUAAGAAAACCGAAGGCAGUGGCGUUUUAGAUUCAUAUAACCGACCUCACUUGGAGAUUAUUCCAAUUCUUGACUGGGAGACGAGAACAUUCAGUCCUCCAGUGCUUGUGGUUCUAGUCUUUGCUUCUGUGGCAUUAUUUCCCACUGUACUUUUACCAUCUUCACCUUCUAUGUGGGUGGCUGGUAUGGCAUUUGGUUAUGGUUAUGGAUUUCUUCUAAUCAUAUCAGCAGCAGCUGUGGGUGUAUCCCUUCCAUUCUUCAUUGGCUCUCUCUUCUAUCACAAAAUUCAAGGAUGGUUAGAAAAAUAUCCGAAGAGAGCAUCCAUUUUAAGAUCGGCUGGCGAAGGAAACUGGUUUCAUCAGUUUCGAGCUGUAACAUUAAUCAGGAUUUCUCCAUUCCCUUAUAUUAUCUAUAAUUAUGCUGCUGUGGCAACAAAUGUCAAGUAUGUUCCUUACCUGUUGGGGUCCUUGGCGGGAAUGGUGCCAGAAACAUUUGUCGCCAUCUACACUGGGAUCCUGAUACGGACGUUGGCAGACGCUUCACAUGAGCGCCAUGGUCUUUCAGCGCCACAGAUAAUCUUCACUGUAGUUGGCUUCUCUUUGACUGUGGUUACCACAAUUUUCUUCACGGUGUAUGCAAAAAGGCAGCUCAAGGAAUUACAAAAUGACGACGAGCCACUGCUGCAAUAAGGUUCAAGUUCUAGUUUCGGUUGCAGGGCUAAUCUGCCGGACAAGCCAGGCUAAAAACACGGUGCGGGGAUGAAGUUAUUUUAUUAUACGGCUUCAUCUGUCGUUGUUGUCAUUGUUUUCAAACUGAUGCAAAAUAUAAAUAAUUUGGAAGACACGGAGGAGAAGCAGCCGUCACAUGCAUUCAACAUGCUUGACACUUAUACAUGGCAGGCACCUUUUCUUAAAACAAGUGUUGAUUUGCUCUUACUCUUUCUCCCUUAACUAUCUGUUGUAUGAUUGAAAUGUUGCUUCAAGGAUUGUAACUGAACUCUUGCAAGAUUCUUGACUGUAUAUAAGGAACUACUCAUUAGCAUAUUAAUUUAGAUGUAUCUCUCUCGCUCUA
Molecule: messenger RNA, 1586 nt
Organism: Malus domestica (apple)
Lineage: Eukaryota; Viridiplantae; Streptophyta; Magnoliopsida; Rosales; Rosaceae
Source: RefSeq, a predicted model, not a curated record